AUCUCGCGUGCGCUCGCCGCCCGGCGCAGCCCAGCCCGGCCCCCGCUCGGCGCCGCGAGCCGAGGUGUCGCCCGCGCCCGCGCCCGUGUCGCCGCCGUGCCCGCGAGCGGGAGCCGGAGUCGCCGCCGCCCGAGCGCAGCAGAGCGCACGCCGAGCCCGUCCGUCGCCGCCAUGGCCACCACGGUGACUUGCACCCGCUUCACCGACGAGUACCAGCUCUACGAGGAUAUUGGCAAGGGGGCUUUCUCUGUGGUCCGACGCUGUGUCAAGCUCUGCACCGGCCAUGAGUACGCAGCCAAGAUCAUCAACACCAAGAAGCUAUCGGCCAGAGAUCACCAGAAGCUGGAGAGAGAGGCUCGAAUCUGCCGUCUUCUGAAGCAUUCCAACAUCGUGCGCCUCCACGACAGCAUCUCCGAGGAGGGCUUCCACUACCUGGUCUUCGAUCUGGUCACCGGUGGGGAGCUCUUUGAGGACAUUGUGGCGAGAGAAUAUUACAGUGAAGCAGACGCCAGUCACUGCAUCCAGCAGAUCCUGGAGGCGGUUCUCCAUUGCCACCAAAUGGGGGUUGUCCACAGGGACCUCAAGCCCGAGAACCUGCUUCUGGCCAGCAAGUGCAAAGGGGCCGCAGUGAAGCUGGCGGACUUCGGCCUGGCCAUCGAGGUGCAGGGGGACCAGCAGGCAUGGUUCGGGUUUGCUGGCACGCCAGGCUACCUGUCCCCAGAGGUCCUUCGCAAGGAGGCGUAUGGCAAGCCGGUGGACAUCUGGGCGUGCGGGGUGAUCCUGUACAUCCUGCUCGUGGGCUACCCGCCCUUCUGGGACGAGGACCAGCACAAGCUGUACCAGCAGAUCAAGGCUGGAGCCUACGACUUCCCAUCCCCCGAGUGGGACACGGUCACUCCUGAAGCCAAAAACCUCAUCAACCAGAUGCUGACCAUCAACCCUGCCAAGCGCAUCACAGCGCAUGAGGCGCUGAAACACCCGUGGGUCUGCCAACGCUCCACCGUGGCGUCCAUGAUGCAUAGGCAGGAGACCGUGGAGUGUCUGAAGAAGUUCAACGCCCGGAGGAAGCUCAAGGGCGCGAUCCUCACCACCAUGCUGGCCACGCGGAAUUUCUCAGUGGGCAGACAGACCACCGCUCCGGCCACAAUGUCCACCGCGGCCUCCGGCACCACCAUGGGGCUGGUGGAACAAGCCAAGAGUUUACUCAACAAGAAAGCAGACGGAGUCAAGCCCCAGACAAAUAGCACCAAAAACAGUGCAGCUGCCACCAGCCCCAAGGGGACGCUUCCUCCAGCCGCCCUGGAGCCUCAAACCACCGUCAUUCAUAACCCAGUGGACGGGAUCAAGGAGUCGUCCGACAGCACCCACACCACCAUAGAAGAUGAAGACACAAAAGCCCCCAGGGUCCCUGACAUCCUGAGCUCCGUGAGGAGGGGCUCGGGGACCCCAGAAGCUGAGGGCCCCCCGCCCUGCCUGUCUCCGGCUCCCAUUAGCCCCCUGCCCACCCCAUCCCCCAGGAUCUCUGACAUCCUGAGCUCCGUGAGGAGGGGCUCGGGGACCCCAGAAGCCGAGGGCCCCUUGCCCACCCCAUCCCCCAGGAUCUCUGACAUCCUGAACACGGUGAGGAGGGGUUCGGGGACCCCAGAAGCCCAGGGCCCCCCACCCUGCCUGUCUCCGGCUCUCCCAGGCCCCCCACCCACCCCGUCGCGGAAGCAGGAGAUUAUCAAGAUCACAGAGCAGCUCAUCGAGGCUGUCAACAAUGGUGACUUCGAGGCCUACGCGAAAAUCUGCGACCCAGGCCUGACUUCAUUUGAGCCUGAAGCUCUGGGCAACUUGGUUGAAGGGAUGGAUUUCCACAGAUUCUACUUUGAGAACUUGCUCGCCAAGAACAGCAAGCCGAUCCACACGACCAUCCUGAACCCGCACGUGCACGUCAUCGGUGAGGACGCCGCAUGCAUCGCCUACAUCCGCCUCACGCAGUACAUCGACGGGCAGGGCCGGCCCCGCACCAGCCAGUCCGAGGAGACGCGCGUGUGGCACCGCCGAGACGGCAAGUGGCAGAACGUGCACUUCCACUGCUCGGGCGCGCCCGUGGCCCCGCUGCAGUGAAGAGCUGCAGCUGGUUUCGCGGGACAGACUCGGUGUUUGGAGCCCAGCUGCCCUCGGGCGCACGGCCUGCCUGUCGCAUGUUUGUGUCUGCCUCGUUCCUCCCCUGGUGCCUGUGUCUGCAGAAAACCAAGACCAGAUGUGAUUUCUUUUUAAAAAACAAGAUGACAACGACAACCACACACACACAAAAUGAUGUCGGAUGAAAUGGAAAAAAAAAAAACAGUAAUCAAAGGAAAAAGCUGUAAAAAUCACUGGCAUUUGUGGGGCUUUGAACCUUCCGGCCGCUCCCCACCCAAGCUCCACGUGUCCGUCUGCUCCUGGCCUCCGCUGGGGACCGGCCGGGGCAGUGAACUUGUCCGCAGGGACCUGCCACCCGAGGAACAUGGUGUUUGCUAGGUGGCACCCACCCCGAAGGUGUCUGCAUCCUCUGUGCUGCACAGGGCUCAGUCAGGAGUGUCAGGUGUCAUCUGGGGAGGGGCUGGGGGGCCCGAGGGGGCCUGAUCACGGUGGUCCUGCCUCCUGCUUCCCUUCCCUCCCCUCCUCCCCGAGAAGGCGUGGGUGCGGGCCCGGAUGAGCAGAGCAGAGGCUGGGCCACCCCUAUGGGAGGACGCUGAGCCAUCCAAGAAGCCCCUGUGGGCCCAGGGCUCCAGCUCUGGCUCUGUCGGGGCCAGGGAGGUGUACUGGGGCGUGGGGGCACCAGGGGAAGGGAGCACACCUGUUCGGGUACCUCUUCCUCUCUGCCUGCCUUUCCCCUGCCUGUGUGGCCACCAAGGGGAUAUGGGCCUCAGGCUCCCAGGGCUCUGGGCAAGGUCGUGAGGCAGGAAGGAGAGAGGGAUCAGAGGUGAGCAGGUGGCUGGGGCCCCUGGGCUGAGGCAGGGUCCAGGCAGGUGUUUGCUGCAGAGGCCACGCUGUGGGGGCUUGGGCCCAGAGCAGCAGGGAGUGGAGGCCUGCCCUGGGCUGCGAGAGGCAGGGCCAGGCUCGCACCUGCCAGGCCCCUUGGAGACUGCAGUGUGUGACGGGGACCCACAGUGUGGGGAGAAGGGCUAAGCUCACCUCGGGGUUCCUCCAUGUGCUGGCGGGCACGCACCAAGCCUCUGGGACUGGCUAUGUGGUCAGAUGGCAGCAGAGAGAGCUGAGGGUGGUUAGGUGGGCAUGGGGGGUGGGUCUGACCUGGCCCACUGGGUUAGGGUUGGAGGGCAGUCAGGGGCCGUGAUCACGGAGGUGUGGCACCCACACCCCCUGCCCAGUAUCUGCCCUCUUCAAUUCACAUUGUUUUCGACAAGGAUUUUCUUUAUCUUCCCCCACCAUCAAGCCAAGGGAGGGGCGCGGAGUGGGGAACAGGACACCGGAUGCUGAUCUCCAAGGGGACUGUCCACGGACAGACACUCAGAGUGGACCCUCACCUGCCUGUCCACGGCUGUGCUCAGGACAGCUGUCUCCACCCAUGGACACAGGGUAAACAUCCGCCAGGCUCUCCCGGCCUCGGGCAGCGGCGGGGCUCGCCGUGGACAGUGUGUGGCCCGGCCAUCCUCACCUCCUGGGGCCGCCUCCCCUCCUCUCCCACUCACCUGUUAUCUCCACAGAGCUGCCUGUCUGGGAUAAUUUGGGGAUUUUUUUUCUUUCUGGGGGAUAGUUCUUUUGCAUGACCCGUCAUGAGCAAGCCACACCUGCUCUUCUAGCUAGAUGUCCGCGGUGUGGUGGCGUUGGCCGGCCCGCCCUGCAGAGGGUUGGCUGCCCGCGGUGCUGGCCGGCCUUUCCUCUUCUCUCUUUUUGCUGAGUUUCGUUGUCUUUUCUUUCUGAGCCUUGUAAGUGUACAAAAUUAUUAUUUUGUUCUGUCUCGGGAAACUGCAAAUAAAAGAAAAACAGGACACACUC
Camelus dromedarius (Arabian camel) is the source of this 3984-nucleotide messenger RNA. It is a transcript of the gene CAMK2B, whose product is annotated as calcium/calmodulin dependent protein kinase II beta. The record is from RefSeq and is a predicted model, not a curated record. Bases 172 to 2109 code for a protein of 645 amino acids. Lineage: Eukaryota; Metazoa; Chordata; Mammalia; Artiodactyla; Camelidae. Gene Ontology annotation, molecular function: calmodulin binding; ATP binding; calcium/calmodulin-dependent protein kinase activity. The transcript has 24 exons. Gene Ontology annotation, biological process: protein phosphorylation.